Molecule: messenger RNA, 1068 nt
Organism: Drosophila bipectinata
Lineage: Eukaryota; Metazoa; Arthropoda; Insecta; Diptera; Drosophilidae
Source: RefSeq, a predicted model, not a curated record
UUUGAUAUUUUUGGAUAUUUUUUCCUUGGUCACUCUUAAUUUGAAAGCAACGCGGUUUCAACUUCCGUACCAAGAAUCGUAUGUGAAAAGUGAAAAAAACUCAAUAUGAAUGUAAAAUCAAAUUAUACAAAUCAAAUUAUACGGCACAGCUAAGUGCACGCAUUGCGAUAAAGUUAUAAAGACUAGUGGAAAUACUUCGAAUCUGUAGUCGCACCUGCGAAACAAGAAUGCAGAAAUUUUCGCAAAAUGCACGCAAAAGAAGGAAUGUAUGUUGGCAUAUGUGUGUAUCUGUCAUCGAACUUGAAAAAGUACUGACAAUAAGCGAAUCUUUUAAGAAUGCUGCAGCCUUUAAAGAAAAUGGAUAUAAGACCAAGGAAAUCAAUGAAGCAUUAGUUUACAUGAUUUGUAAGGACAACAUGCCAGUACGAUGUGUUGAAAAAGAGGGCCUCAGAGGACUUCUUAAAAAGUGUGUGCCGCACUUUAAAAUCCCUUGCAGAUUCACGAUAACAAUGAUUGAAGAAAAAUACAACCAGUGCGUUGGGGCUGUGUUACAAAUGCUUAGCAACGUUAAUGACGUUGCGUUUACCUGCGACGGCGUUACCAUACCCAACUCAACUCGCUCGUUCCUGACCAUCACGGGGUAUUUCAUCGAAAAAGAGUCGCUGAAUUCAAUUUGCCUUGCAUCGUCAAGAAUGGUUUCCGAUGUUACAAAACCGGAUGAAUGUUUGGAUGAUUUUAUGAGCUCGCACAAUCACUCAAUCCAAAAAGAGUUAAGCAGUGUGUCAGAGCACAUUAAGGAGCUGAAAUUGUACUUCAGCUUGCCUCAAGCUGAAAUCCCAUAAAGCGACCAUGCCAGGCCUUUAUAAGGUGGCCCUUAAAUGUUUAAUAACCCCGGGUAGCUCGGUGCCGUCGGAGCGGCUGGCAUCGGCUAUCAAAUAUGUUGUGUGCGACGCGAGGAGCAGGAUGACGGACACACACAUAACCCAACGCGUGUUUUUAAAAUCACUAAAUUCUAAACAUUGGAUUUAAUUUUUUUAUGCCAUAAAAUAUAAGUUAAGUUUAUAUAUA